Molecule: messenger RNA, 906 nt
Organism: Trichoplax adhaerens
Lineage: Eukaryota; Metazoa; Placozoa; Uniplacotomia; Trichoplacea; Trichoplacidae
Exons: 7
Coding region: 1-906 (301 amino acids)
Source: RefSeq, a predicted model, not a curated record
AUGAGAACCUGUGUAACAGCCCAGACUAUACCCACUCCAAAGUUGCACAGUGAACGAUCAGAUUCAUUUCGUUGUCUCAAAAUGAAGUCUGUAUUGGCUCUUAUAGCCAUCUUUGCCAUCUUGCCACUACCCUCAUCACAAUACGAGCGUUUAACAAGUAUCAUCGCUGGCUUUCUCAAUAACAAUGUUUGCGAAGUGGAGAGCGAUGGUCAAAGACUAAAUAGCAUCAUUAAGAACUUAAGCAUAAAAAAUCAAAAAGAUCCUCAAUGUUGUGAAGGUUGGUCAAGGCCUAAUGGAAUAAUUUAUGGCGAAGAUCCUUGUUUUACACCUGUUUGCCGUCAGAGUUGUGGUAAAGGUGAAUUCUGCAUCUUACCAGAAACAUGUUUAUGCGUUGGAAUUUAUUCAGAUUGCUUCUUUAACAGCCAAUUCUUCAAAAGCCAAGAUAAUACUGAUUUACUUAUCGAAUCUAAAAAGGAUCAUAAAUUGGUUGGAUUGCCUCGUAGUAACCAUACUUGUCCAGUCGAUAUACCACAAUUCGUUAGUGCAGCAUGUUUAGCGGAUCGUCAAACUGAACUAGCCCAAAGUCAAACUAUAUAUGCAUUACGUCAAACACCAGAUUUUAAUAAUCCUCUGCGGGAUCCAACUGUGUUAAUUCCACCACUAUGGGAUGCCGAUCCAGGCACAGCAUUCGGUGUUGCAUUUAGUGAUCCAUUGGAAAAUCCAUGGUUUUUUUCGUAUCAAUUCACGUUACAGGACAGUGCUAACUUAGCGGCCACUUUCCUUACCACUGGCAAUAAUUCUCUUCGAGACUUUACCGUUAUUGAAGACUACAAGGCGUUGUUUUCCUUCUUUUACGAUGCGCAGUUGGUUAAGCAACUAGUUACGAUCAGUGACGUUCGUCAUUAG